This is a messenger RNA of Brassica rapa (field mustard), 2156 nucleotides long. Its product is annotated as F-box/kelch-repeat protein At3g18720. NCBI's taxonomy places the organism in Eukaryota, Viridiplantae, Streptophyta, Magnoliopsida, Brassicales, Brassicaceae. The record is from RefSeq and is a predicted model, not a curated record. Gene Ontology annotation, molecular function: protein binding.
GGAGGCAAGCAGCGCUUAAAAUGGCGAAGGAGCGCAUUUGACAAAAGUUCCAGGCUAGAGAAUGAGGACACGCCGUCGUAACUACACGGCGGCAGCCACUCAGCCGUCGACCUCGUUACCCGAAGCCCUCACAGUGAAGCCCAUAGUUCCAAUGUCCCGCACAAAAAGAACCCAAUCAUGCAAUGUAAAAUGUAAAGGAUCAAAAAAGAGUAAGAAGAAGAAGUGUAUAACAACAACAGGACUGUGGGAUCUACAUAUUCCCACAGAGAUCCUGGAGGGGAUACUGUCCCGCCUCGGAUUAAAAGACAACAUACACGCUUCCGCUGUCUGCAAGACAUGGUGUGAAUCAGCUGUUUCUGUCCGUAAGUUACCGUGUCGCCCAUGGCUUCUUCAUCCAAUAGAUGACUGGACCAUUCCUGGCUCACCUUACCUCCUUCUUGAUCCGUUAAAGCCUCAUCAUGACCAGUCUCAAAAAUACAAGCUCGAUUUCCCACACAUGAGGUUUACGCCUGGUGGAAUGUCUUGUUCUAGGGAUGGUUGGGUGCUUGCGAAAUCACCUCAUCUCAUGUAUGCAUUCUUUUUUAACCCCUUUACCAGGAAGCUCUUCGUAUCACCACGGGGGUCAAUCUAUCAUUUAAUGUCUCGCCUAGCUUUCUCAGCAGCUCCUACUUCCACUAGCUGUGUGGUCAUCUCCUAUUCUCGAAUACCUAAAACUGCAGAUUUUCUGAUCGAAACUUGGCGGCCUGGUGAAGCCAGAUGGACCACCCAUCGCUUUGAGAGCUCUCUUCUUCGCAGGUGGGACAAAUGUGUCUUCUCCAACGGUGUGUUCUACUUUCUCAGUACUUGUGGCUGCCUUGGUGUUUUUGACCCGUGUGAAGCAACCUGGAAUCUUCUUCCAGUGAAACCCCUUCUUUUCCCAGAGGUGGAUUCUCCAGUGUUCAUCAUGGAGCAUGAAGGAGACAUCUUUGUUAUGUGCUCACGCCUCAACAGCAACCAUACGUUGUUUAAACUAAACAUGAAACAAAAUGUAUGGGAAGAGAAGAGAGACCUUGGAGGCUUGACAGUAUUUGCAAGUGUCCCUGGCUCUUUUAUAAGAGCUUGUCUCUCCGCGGAGGAGAUGAACAGAAUAUAUCCUUCUUUUACUGAUUUUUAUUUGAUUUAUGGCGCAAGCUCUCAUCGCCCUCCAAGAACCAAUUUGUCUUGCCGCGUCGCUUGGGUAGAGCCACCUCAGAACAACUUGGAUUUGCUCUGACUUCGUCAUCCCUUUUACUUCUUUUUUUGUAACUUUGUUUAUGUGUUUCCAAAGGUUUAAUUUGAAUUAGUUUCAUGUCAGUGUUUUAACAUUGUAUCUCUGUGAACUGAACAAGUUCCUAUUAAUCUGCAGUGGAAUAUGCUUACUCUUUUAAGAAUUACACACAAGCUAAAUAGGGCUUAAUAACAUAAUACUAUGAUCCAUUGAUUAAUUAAAUAAGGGAGGCCCAGGCCAUUGGCCAUAUGACAGGUUUAUCAUUACCACUUCCUUAAGAACAAACUUGUUUUCUGAAGCUUUUGGUAGGGGUGGGUAUAUCGGUUUAGUUUUGAGUUCGGUUUGGUUUGGUUAGUUUGAGUUUUGUAAACUUAACCCAAUCAAAACCAAAGUAGCUUCGGUUUGGAUUUGGUUUGGGGGUUUAGUUUGGGUUUACUUAAGGUUUAGUUCAGUUCGGUUUAUAUUUAGUUUGGUUCACUUUAUUACGGUUUGGUUUUUGGUGUAGUUCGGUUUGGUUAUAAAUAUGUUGGUAACGAAGACUUGUAAGCCUUCCAAAACCAUUUAACUAAUUGACUAUUUUCUUCUACUUUAGCCUUUAAUUUAUUGAUCCUAGAAGAACUUAUGUUAAUUUACCUUACCUUUAGGCAACGGAAAUUUAGAAUUAGAGUAUAUAUAAUAGUAUUGUUUGCUUCAUAAUUGGGAACUUAUACAAAUAUAGAAGUUAAGUAAAAAAGAAAGAUAAUGAAACUCUGACUAAAUAAUUUCACAAUGUUAAUAUACAUAUAUAUAUAUAUAUACUUAAAUUAAAAAUAAAUAAUAACAAAAAAACUUAUAAAUUUUCAUCCAAACAAAAUUUACGACUGAUAAAAUUAUGUAAAAUGAUAACUUAAAAGUUUUAGUAAUUUAAAUA